Penicillium malachiteum is the source of this 1470-nucleotide messenger RNA. RefSeq lists its product as uncharacterized. Lineage: Eukaryota; Fungi; Ascomycota; Eurotiomycetes; Eurotiales; Aspergillaceae. Bases 1 to 1470 code for a protein of 489 amino acids. The record is from RefSeq and is a predicted model, not a curated record. The transcript is spliced from 2 exons.
AUGGCCGAUCCCCCGUCGCCCUCAUCAUCCCCGGGUAUCCCCCGCAAUUUACCCACUGCUACGCUCCGCCGCCGCGGUCUCCCCGCGCGAACCACACUCGAGUCCAUUCCGGACUGGCCUGAGCGCCGCAACUCCACGCUCUCGGACUCUUUAUCUGAGGCUCGAAACUCCAUCCGCUCCUCGACAGAUGGUAUAUUCUUACCACGGGUAGAUAGGAAUGAUGAUGACCCCAUCGCAACAGAAGAGUCUCAUUGGCAUUCUGCACCACUAGCCUUGGCAUUACUUCCAGCCAUUGCAGGGAUCUUGGUUAAGGAUGGAAGUGCAGUCGUGACAGAUGUCACUCUUUUGGCUUUAGCAGCGAUUUUUCUCAAUUGGUCAGUUCGACUACCAUGGGAUUGGUAUCGUUCAGCGCAGGCAACUCACCCGGAGCAACUUUCGGGAUAUGAGACUACCAAUGGUCCGGCCGACCCAGAUGGUGAAGCCGAUGCAGCAGUAGAGUCGGGCGACGAAACUCGCCAACGUCCACAACCUUCACGUACGCCCCACGAUGCUGCCAUCAAAGAAUUACAGAUGCACGAGGUAGCAGCCCUCGCUUCAUGUUUUCUAUUUCCUCUCAUUGGAACCUGGAUCCUCCACGUCAUCAGACAUAGUCUCUCACGGCCAUCAGAAGGCCUAGUCUCUAACUAUAACCUCACCAUCUUCCUCCUUGCAUCCGAGAUCCGACCCUUCGCGCAUCUCCUCAAACUAGUCCAAGCCCGAACCCUCCACCUUCAACGCGUGGUCGUAUCAAAUCCUGAUGAAGACCGCCUCAACACAAGCAAGAUCGAAGACCUUUCAAAGCGUCUAGAAGAACUAGAGACUCACAUCGCCGAAGCGGCAGCUGCCCGCUUGGCAAAAUCCCAAUCCAAAUCGGACCCAAGUUCACCUCAUGAACAAAAUGAUACCUCAGCACUCAUUGCACAAUCGGUCGCCGAAGCUCGCAAAGCCCUUCAGCCCGAAAUCGAAGCUUUGAACCGUGCCGUCCGCCACUAUGAGAAACGUACCGCCCUAACAACCCUCCAAUCUGACACUCGUUUCCAACAACUAGAAUCACAGUCUCGCGAUGCGAUAGCUCUUGCAGCUGCGGCUCAACGCUCAAGUCUUGCUCGGCGCUCAAGUUAUGCCUUCAUACUAACAGACUGGCUCUGCGCUUGCAUCGUUAUACCCACUCAAUUAGCACUCUCAAUCCUGACUUUACCCAACCGAGUUGCAACCCGCUGUUUGAAUUCCGCAAGAAGGAUGCUGGGAUUCAGUGUUCAGAACAACCGAGCCCGCUCUACGGCUCAGUCUCGCUCCAAAUCGAGUAAAGGGAAGAUGGUGCAGAGAUCGGGCUCUAAGUUUCGGGCACAGUCACCGUCAGACUCCAAGGCUUCGUUCUCACAGCAACAGCAGCAGUCUUUGACGGCUGCUAGGGGUGUUGCAACUCGGUAG